GCCGAAGAGUGUGGUUAGCAAGAUGAACAAAGAUGUGCAGAUGAGAGCAGUGAUUAACCAAAAAUUGAUAGAAACUGGAGAAAGAGAAUGCCUCAAAGAGUUGCUGAGAGCUAAAUUAAUUGAAUGUGGCUGGAAGGACCAGUUGAAGGCACACUGUAAAGAGGUAAUUAAAGAAAAAGGACUAGAACACGUUACUGUUGAUGACUUGGUGGCUGAAAUCACACCAAAAGGCAGAGCCCUGGUAUCUGACAGUGUAAAGAAGGAGCUCCUACAAAGAAUAAGAACAUUCCUUGCUCAGCCUGCCAGCCUUUAAGAUUGAAUUAGGUUG
Molecule: messenger RNA, 328 nt
Organism: Canis lupus familiaris (dog)
Lineage: Eukaryota; Metazoa; Chordata; Mammalia; Carnivora; Canidae
Product: transcription and mRNA export factor ENY2-like
Exons: 1
Coding region: 23-313 (96 amino acids)
Biological process (GO): positive regulation of DNA-templated transcription; poly(A)+ mRNA export from nucleus; regulation of transcription by RNA polymerase II
Cellular component (GO): nuclear pore; DUBm complex; SAGA complex
Molecular function (GO): transcription coactivator activity; chromatin binding
Source: RefSeq, a predicted model, not a curated record